This is a messenger RNA of Sorex fumeus (smoky shrew), 918 nucleotides long. RefSeq names its product cysteine and glycine rich protein 2 (gene CSRP2). Gene Ontology annotation, biological process: sarcomere organization; muscle tissue development. Lineage: Eukaryota; Metazoa; Chordata; Mammalia; Eulipotyphla; Soricidae. Gene Ontology annotation, molecular function: actinin binding; structural constituent of muscle. The transcript has 6 exons. The record is from RefSeq and is a predicted model, not a curated record. Gene Ontology annotation, cellular component: Z disc; cytoplasm; nucleus. Bases 120 to 701 code for a protein of 193 amino acids.
GCCCACAAGAAGCUACUUUAAAGGCGCCCCCAGGCUUGCGGCCGGGGACUGCGCGCGCUCGGGUUCCAGCCUCAGCAUUGCAGCUCCGCCCGCGCCUGUGCUCCAGCCUUCGAAUUGCAAUGCCUGUCUGGGGAGGUGGCAACAAGUGCGGGGCCUGUGGGCGGACCGUGUACCAUGCUGAGGAGGUGCAGUGUGACGGCAGAAGCUUCCACCGCUGCUGCUUUCUCUGCAUGGUUUGCAGGAAAAACUUAGAUAGCACAACAGUGGCAAUUCAUGAUGAAGAGAUCUACUGCAAAUCCUGCUAUGGAAAGAAAUAUGGACCAAAAGGCUAUGGCUAUGGCCAGGGCGCUGGCACACUCAACAUGGACCGUGGUGAGAGGCUGGGCAUCAAGCCAGAGAGUGUCCAACCUCACAGACCAACAACAAAUCCAAACACUUCAAAAUUUGCUCAGAAGUUCGGAGGAGCUGAGAAGUGCUCCAGGUGUGGGGAUUCUGUGUAUGCCGCCGAGAAGAUCAUCGGAGCUGGAAAGCCCUGGCACAAAAAUUGCUUUCGAUGUGCAAAGUGUGGGAAGAGUCUUGAAUCAACCACUCUGACUGAGAAAGAAGGUGAAAUCUACUGCAAAGGAUGCUAUGCAAAGAACUUUGGGCCCAAGGGAUUUGGCUACGGCCAAGGAGCAGGGGCCCUUGUACAUGCUCAGUAACGUGGAGCUGAGCAUCACACUUAGAAUCUCUACAUAAUCUUAAGCACAGAUUAACACUAAACUACUGUGAAAAAUUACCAGCACUGUAUACUGGCCCUGUACUUGGAUUGGCUGGCUCAUUAGUAGAAAGACAGCACUGUAUCCUUUGCUUUUUAUUCAUCAGCAUUUUCAAGAACUCUUUUACAUUUAAAAUAAAACAGCUUAAUUUGGGUGUUCA